AUGUCGAUGAACAAGAUGUCGCGGCCCAAGCCGCCUCCGCCCGGCACGGAGGAGGCUUCGGCGACGCUGAACCUUGGCGAGUUCCAAAACGUCGACACCCUCACGCUGUCGGAGGCGUCGCUUGUCCUCAACGCCCUCGUCGCCAAACGGCGGAACGACCGCAAGAACGUGAACGAGACAGAAAUGCUGAACCAGACGCUCAAUUACCUGGAUCACUUUGCCCGAUUCACGCAAAAAGAGAACGUCGAGGCCGUCGAGCGCCUGCUGAGCUCCCACAAGGACUUGGCCAAGUUCGAGCGCGCCCAACUCGGCUCUCUGUGCUGCGAGAACGCCGACGAGGCCAAGACGUUGAUCCCUUCCCUGCAAGACAAGAUCAAGGACGAGGACCUGCAAGAGCUCCUCGACGAAAUCUCCAAGCUGCAGAAUCGGUAG
Drechmeria coniospora is the source of this 432-nucleotide messenger RNA. RefSeq names its product RNA polymerase Rpb4 family protein. Gene Ontology annotation, molecular function: nucleotide binding; translation initiation factor binding. Bases 1 to 432 code for a protein of 143 amino acids. NCBI's taxonomy places the organism in Eukaryota, Fungi, Ascomycota, Sordariomycetes, Hypocreales, Ophiocordycipitaceae. The transcript is spliced from 3 exons. Gene Ontology annotation, cellular component: P-body; RNA polymerase II, core complex. The record is from RefSeq and is a predicted model, not a curated record. Gene Ontology annotation, biological process: transcription initiation at RNA polymerase II promoter; positive regulation of translational initiation; mRNA export from nucleus in response to heat stress.